AUACUUUAUUGCAGUUAAACAAACACCUUUAUGGCGCCAGACGCCGCGUUUAUGGCGACUGACUGUGCCACUUCCUGGUGUCAGAUGUGUCUUAUGAUCCAUCGAUCGCAGCACACAAGUUGACUAGUCACUGAGGAGCUGCACGAUGAGUCAAGCCCUCGGCAUGUGACUGUACUGAGGACACAAUGCUCCGAUCAGGAUUGUUGCUGCCCAUCACUGAUGAACUUGUCUGCGUGCAUGUGAAAAAAUGAAGCAUUAAAUCAUUUGAAUUCAGACACGUUUUUAUAUCCCUCCUCAAGAAGGCAAAACAAUAGAAAACCCUCGCAGCAUGCAGCACCUGUUCUGUCAAAAGGACAACUGAAAAACAUUUAAUUUGAUGUGAGACACUGCACUUUGACGAAUCUCUUGAGACGUUGCUAUAUAUGUAAUAUACAUGAAAUAUUUCCAUACUGGCCGCUUGUAGCAGGACUCCCAUACAGAGAGCGCUGCAUUUAUGAGAGUUUCCACUCCAGACGUUUUCAAACAUUUCAGCUUGAAGUGGCUGAUGAACACUGCACUGGACUCCAAAACAGCGACGGAUUCGGUCGUUUCCGUCCGACCUGGUCAGCUGGGUGAAAUUAAUUAUUUUUUGGGCAAUUUUCCGAAUGUCCCCCCUUUAGUUUAGGGGAGGACAAAGUCAAACAUGGAAGUGAGUCAUGUCGGUCGUGUUGAUGGUGGAUCUGAUGACGCUCCGAGUCUGAGGACCGCCACCAUUGAACCUGCAAGCUCCGCCCCCCUGGCUUGGAGCAUGUGCAGCAAGGUUUAUUGUUUAUGUUUCGAAGGUAAACACAAGUCCAAGUCUUUGAACAAUGCUUGAACACUUAGCUCGUACUUUUUCCUCUCAUUUCCUGUAUAAACCAUCAUCUCAACAGCAACUUGACCAAAACCGCAGCCAGUUCUGCGGCUCACUGGGUGAAGAGAGCCGUGAGUCGGCCAGGCCUGAGCGAGCGUGUUAGCGGUGAACGUUAACGACCGGGUGAAAUAAACGUCUGUUGUCCUCCAGACUCUUCAUCCUCAGUCCAGUAGGUUAUUAUCAGUCCCAGUCCGUUCAGAUCCAUUGGUGCUGGCUUUAGCUUCAGGAUGGGCUCUCAGCGGAGUCCCGGCAGAUACGUGUGUGGCAUGUGUGGAGUCUGAAGAGGACCUCGCCUCUGUCCCCCGCCGGCCCCUCAGCUGCUUCCCAUGACCAGACAAACGGGCCGGAGACUGUGUUGAGGAGGAGCGAUGCUCAAACAUCAACUGCGAGUCAUGCAUUCUUUGGUCGAUCAGUAUCAGCUGAAGCUCAUCCUCCGCUGACUCUGCUCCUCCUAGCAUACCUGUGCUCCCUGCUUCUCCUCAGGGGUUUUUCCACACUACACCUCCUCCUCUCCUGACACCUCUCCUAUCUCCACAGUAAUGACUUUUACGAGUCUUUCUUUGACGUCUGUUUACUCUAGUGGUGUCAGACAGUCCUGCGCUCCAGCAGUUAUUGCUCCUCCCCCUCUGAAGGGCAGGAAUUCUGGGCUGAAUGGAAAGGCCGAUCAAGGACACAAGGAAAUAGAUAAGCUCAAAUGAACCUUUACACAUGCUUCUCUCUGAGGAGGAUGGAAUGUUCCGUCCAGACUGGAGAUGAGAUCUUCCUCAGGAGGAGGAGUGUGGCGGUCUCUUGUUCUCCAGUGAGCGACUUAAGAGCUGAGCCACAAGACAAAGUUUGAACCCAGAACUAGAGUUUCAGCUCAGUCACCCAGGAGAGACUCAGAGGAGAACCUCUGCUCCUCCAGUUGAGGUGUUCCACUGGGAGAAGGCCCCGGGGCAGACCCGGGAGACUCUGCUCUCGUCUGUGGUUUCCUCUCUCCUUCUGAAAUUGAUCCGGUGACGGACGCAGCAUCUCAUGGAUGCUGGUGUUUUCAUCUGUCAGGACUCUACUCCUAGCAGGGGGCUUGUGCAGCAGAAGGAUGUUAGGGUCACGAACUACGCUAGCUGGUUUUUAUUGAGGAGCAGACGGACAUGUCCGCUGUGCUAGGAAGUCACUCACUUUCAUUGCUAACAUGAGCUAACAAUGAUGGGUGGCAAGUGCUUUGCUCCCGCUAGUCUUAGCUUUAGCCUGUUGCUAGCUCAAAUGCUGCACAGAGUCAGCGCAGUGGUGGUGUGAUGUAUGGAGAGAUUGUGUUGUGCUCCUUCCACGAUCCAUUUCACAUGAAUGACAAAUCGUGACAUGCUAGCUUUAGCGUGCUCUGUCAUGUGGACAUUUUGCUCUGUUUUCUGAUUGAAGCCGUGGGAUGGAUGAGAAGCUCUGUCCUUGACAGCAAACUCUAUCGGGGGUCGGACUUACUGGUGGAGGCAAAGAAAUGAUCAGUGAUGUGACCUACUGAGAUGGUCUGUACAAGCUGCCAGUCUCUCGCAAGUCCUCUGUGUUCCUCAUAGCUGCUGGACACUUUAUUUUCCAGGUUGACCCCGACCUCCGGGCAGGUGCGAAAAUACUUGCCAUUUAGCGUCCGGGGAAGCUGCCGAGCGAAGGCAGUGACGCAGGUCUGAGGGCCACGUCUAACAACAAAGUGAAGGAGAUGGUUCUGCUGGAGCUCAGCUACGUCAACUCCAACCUGCAGCUGCUGACGGGACAACUGGAAGGACUCAACAGCUCCGUGGAGGUCUACCAGAACACACAUGAAACGGCCAACAUCCCGCUCAUCGCUCUCGGCCUGAAGGAGACAAAAGAAGUGGACUUCUCCACGCCGUUCAAGGACUUCAUCCUGGAGCACUACAGCGAGGAUGGGAACAGCUACGAGGAGGAGAUUGCCGACCUGAUGGACCUGCGGCAGGCCUGUAGGACUCCGAGUCGGAACGAAGCCGGGGUGGAGCUGCUGGCCAAGUACUACAGUCAGCUGCCUCUGAUGGAGAGUCGCUUCUUUGGCCCCAACCGGCCCAAUGGGAUCUUCUUCAGCUGGUACGACUCCUUCACGGGGGUCCCGCUGUGCCAGCAGAACCUGUCUCUGGAGAAGGCCAGCAUCCUCUUCAACAUCGCCGCCCUCUUCUCUCAGAUCGGAACCCGUGCGGACCGCCAGACCACUGUCGGCCUGGAUGAAGCCAUCUCAUCCUUCCAGAAGGCGGCGGGUGUCCUGAACCUGUUGAAGGAGACUUUCACUCACAUCCCCAGCUACGACAUGAGUCCGGCCAUGCUCAGCACGCUGAUCCGGAUGAUGCUGGCCCAGUCCCAGGAGUGUCUGUUCGAGAAGACGGCGCUGCCCGGGAUCAGGAACCAGUUCCUGCCUCUGCUGAGGAUGGCCCAGGAGGCCGCCAAGGUCUCGGAGGUCUACGAUCAGGUGCACCAGUCCAUGAUCCAGUCGCCUGUCAAAGACAACGUGCCCUCCUUCUGGUCCACCAACGCUCAGGUCAAGACUCACCACUACCGCUCCAUGGCCCACUACUUUGUGGCGUCCGCACUUCUGGACCACCAACUGGGGCCCGGUGAUGACGAGGACCAGCAGGAGAAAACCUUGUCCCAAGUCUACGACUCCAUCCCCGAGGGCCGGUCCCCACAGGACAUCCUGAAGAAGCGAGACCAGCGCGAAUGUGUGGGCAAGGCUCACAUCCGCCGAGCCAUCCUGGGCCACGAGGAGGCGCUGAGGAUCUACGCUCUGUGCCACCAGCUGCACGAGCUGGAGGUCCUGCAGGAGAUUCUGAAGGCCAGCCACGAGCGCUCGCUCCACAAGUCCAGCGAGCACGAGCGUGAGGACGAGUUCCCCGACUACAUGGAGGCCCCCGACAUCAUAGCCAAAACGGAGCACAAAGCUGAGAUGCAGCUCCCGCCCAUCACCAAGGUGAAAGUGGUGGACUUUUUCCACCGACUGGGUCCUCUGUCAGUGUUCUCAGCGAAGCAGCGCUGGACGCCGCCACGGACGAUACGGCUCCGGCCAGUGGACAGAGACCUGGGCUUCACACUGAAGGGCGGCUCCCCGGUCCAGGUGGUGUCGUUGGACCCGCUCAACCCAGUCACUGCUGACGGGCUGAAAGAGGGCGACUUCAUCGUUGCCGUCGGCGACACAGACUGUAAGUGGAUGAGCAUCAGCGAAGUGAUGCGGCUGCUGAAGGACGUCGGCGAGGACGGAGCGGACAUCCAGGUGGUCAGUCUGAUGGAGAUGAUGCCCUCCAUGCCCACCAAAAGCGCCACCUUCUCCGGGAACCUCCCCAAGACCUACUCCAUGAUCUGCCUGGACUUGGACGACGACGACAAGAAUCCCAAGUCGCGUAAAGUCACCAAGAAGUCGUCCUUCCUGAGCUGGGGCCUGAAGAACAAGCUGAAGAGCGCCAGCACGCUGAGCCUGCCCACCGCCGACCACUCGGGCACGCUGCCCUGGACCAAGCCCAGCCCCAGCUUCCCCAGCUCCAGCGCAUUCAACGACAGCGCCCUCUACUGACCUGGCCCCGUGUGCUCAUCUGUACGGGACUGGAGAGCGGAUGGCGCCACCCUCAGGGAUUGUCACGCACUACAUUCCAGACCAGUGGAGGACAGCGCAGAAGCAUCGUGGGAAAAUGUUCCUGAGGUGCGCCAAGCUCACGUCACACGCCGCAGUAACCAGACAAGGGCUGGGCUGGUCGACGCCGAGUCGCAGCUCAGGCGUGUUGUUGCUCUCUUCCUCUUGUGGGGAGAGCCUCAGACUCGGAGGUGCUGAUCCUCACCUGACCCGACCUCUUGUCUGGUUACCGCUGGCAUGUGACGUCGCUCGUUGGCGGCCACUCCAAUCCCACCAUACGCUGCUAAAAUCACUUGUAAACUCUAAUGUUGAGCUCUUGUCACUUUUGUACGCCGACAACCUGUGAGGACUGCAGUUCCGUGGAGGGCCACACGGCCGACCCCACUGUGUUCCCCACAAAUGUCUUAAGAGUCUGGUCUCCACAACAGCCAAUCACCGGGCGGCAGCGGUCCCGUUUCUCAGCCCUGUCACCACCGACCUGGGGACUGCAGCCCAUCGACGUCAGACAAGCUUCUCCAAACGACGAUGCAAGUGGACUGAGAACAGAGGCAGGGCAGCAAUGCUAGCAGCGUUAUCCUCCCGGAAUUAAAACGGACACCGUUGCCCUUUUGUCCUGACUCACCUGUGCGCCUGUCUUUUGGCGCCUGGUGUGGUGGAGUUUGACUCUUCAGCUGCCGCGCGCCACACAGGUACAUCCCAGCGCUGCAGGGACACCCCCAAAACCUUUGGGGUUUCAGUCGUCCAACAGAGACUCAGAGUAGUUCCUCUGCGACUGCCAGGACCCUGGGGGUGGCGCUGUGUCCUGAUGCCUUGGACUCAGUGUUGGACCAACUUUUGUCUACAAAGUAGAUUCUUAUUCACGUUUGAUAAUCAAAUCAUUUACAUGGCCCAAAUAUGAAGGUGUCGGUGGGUUUGUCGCUCUUGGUUGUGAUGAAGGAAUGAAUCUUCUGAGGCGCUCGCGUGGCGCCCUCUGCUGGUGAAGGAAAAUGCCACUCAUGAACGUUGAUCCGUGUCGCUCCUCGUGCCUUCAGUGUAAGUCUGACUUUAAUAAAAGAACGUGGGGGAAGGGCAGGUGUGUGCUGUUCUGGGGUGUGGAACCCGCCCGAGGUGAGGUGGGGGCGAGGCUGGGAGCAGAGCAGGGAGGACGGAGUGAUCCGGAUCACUCCCAAAACUGCUCCCUCUGAAGGGGAGUCUCUCCUGUGAGGGGUUCACGGGU
This is a messenger RNA of Synchiropus splendidus (mandarinfish), 5703 nucleotides long. It is a transcript of the gene rhpn2, whose product is annotated as rhophilin, Rho GTPase binding protein 2. Gene Ontology annotation, biological process: signal transduction; negative regulation of stress fiber assembly. The transcript is spliced from 14 exons. Bases 2580 to 4430 code for a protein of 616 amino acids. The record is from RefSeq and is a predicted model, not a curated record. Gene Ontology annotation, molecular function: protein binding. NCBI's taxonomy places the organism in Eukaryota, Metazoa, Chordata, Actinopteri, Syngnathiformes, Callionymidae.